Molecule: messenger RNA, 7932 nt
Organism: Procambarus clarkii (red swamp crayfish)
Lineage: Eukaryota; Metazoa; Arthropoda; Malacostraca; Decapoda; Cambaridae
Source: RefSeq, a predicted model, not a curated record
UACUCUUCCCGAUGAAGUUUUGAAAGUAAUAUUGUGAAGAUAUUUCUUGACGAAAACUUGGAAGAAAAAACAUUUCCCGCCAUUGGUAAAGGAGAACGUGAACGGCGUAGAGUGAUUUGAAAGUGUGAACUCCGACUUGAAAUGGUGAAGGAUGUAUUGGAGUGAGGGAGGUCGCCGCCCCGUCGAGGACACCCCUCACCAUCACCCUCACCAUCACCUGGCGGGUGUCAGCCACAUGUCUGCCCCGCCCCCACCCAACACCAAGGUGAAGUUGGAGCGAGUGCUGGGGCUGACAGUACCCAGUAACGCCGCCCUCGACUGUGACCCCCACACCGGCCACGUCGCCUAUCCUGCAGGGUGUACCGUAGUGUUGCUCAACUCGCGCAAGAACCGUCAACACCACCUGCAGAAUGCCUCCCGCAAGACCAUCACUUGCGUGGCGUUCUCUCCAUGUGGGCGCUACCUGGCCACGGGGGAGUGUGGCCACCAGCCCUCUGUCAGGGUGUGGGACGUCUCCGACAGGUCCCAGGUGGCAGAGUUCCAGGGCCACAAGUACGGCAUCUCCUGCGUGGCAUUUUCUCCAACCCAGAAAUAUGUUGUUUCGGUUGGGUCUCAGCACGACAUGAUUGUUAAUGUCUGGGACUGGCGAGGAGGGAUUAAAGUUGCUUCCAACAAGUUUUCCAGCAAAGUAAAGGCCAUCAGCUUCGCUGAAAAUGGCUCUUAUUUCGUCACUGUUGGCAAUCGUCAUGUCAAGUUUUGGUACCUAGAAGUUGCACGAGGUUCCAAGUUUAAGGAGCCAGUGCCUCUUACUGGUCGAUCUGCUAUUUUGGGAGAGCAGAGGAAUAAUUAUUUCUGUGAUGUUGCCUGUGGUCGAGGAGACAUGGGAGAUUCUACGUUUGCCAUUACUAAGUCAGGCCUUCUCUGUGAAUUUAACAACAGACGAUUGUUGGACAAAUGGGUGGAGCUUCGAACAACAAGUGCCAAUUGCGUGGUAGCUGGCGAGGGCUACAUAUAUGUAGGAUGUGCUGAAGGUAUUAUUCGUUGCUUUAGCCCAUUCAACCUGCAGUUUGUCACCACUCUGCCACGAACUCAUUACCUCGGUGUGGAUGUAUCGAAGGGCUUGAGCAUCAGCCACAUGGCCACUCACCCCAAUAAUGCCAAGUACCCUGACACCAUUGCCAUAGCUUUUGAUGAGAGCAACCACAAAGUGACGGCAGUGUAUAACGACCACUCUAUGUAUGUGUGGGACGUCAAGGACAUUAAGAGGGUUGGAAAAACCCACUCGUAUUUAUACCACUCUGCCUGCAUUUGGGGUGUGGAGACAUACCCUUCCCAGGGUGAAAGCAUUAAAGGAGUGAUGCCUCCUGGCUCUUUCAUCACCUGUUCCUCUGAUGACACCAUACGUGUUUGGAAUAUUGAUCCUGCCAUGUCCUCGAAUACGUUAUACAAGAGGAAUAUAUACAGCAGUGCUCCUGAAGUGGAACUUCUCAAAACAUUGUAUGUGGAUCCAGAACUAGGAUUCAUCAAGGACACAGAUGUCAACCCUCAAGGUGGGGACAGAAAUGAUACGUCAUAUGAUUCUCGUAAUGGUGUGAGGUGCAUCAGAGUCAGUCCUGACGGCAAGCACCUGGCAUCUGGAGAUCGAGCAGGAAACAUUAGAGUACAUGAAUUGCAAUUUCUUGAUGAGUUGUGUAAGAUAGAAGCUCAUGAUGCAGAGGUGUUGAGUUUAGAAUACUCCCGUCCUGACACCGGUCACAGGUUCCUGGCUUCGGCAUCUCGUGAUAGACUGAUUCAUGUGUUUGCAGUGGACCAGGAUUACAGUUUUGUGCAAACUUUGGAUGAUCAUUCUUCAGCCAUAACAUCAGUAAGAUUUUACCAGAGCCAAGGUGCACUGCAGAUGGUUUCCUGUAGUGCCGACCGCUCCAUUAUCUUCCGUAGUGCCACCAUGACUGCACAGAAUGAAGUUUGGUUUUCCCGUGGCCACAAUGUUGCUGGAAAAACUACUUUAUAUGAUAUGGAGGUGGACCAUGGUCAGCGGCACGUCCUUACUGCAUGUCAAGAUCGUAAUAUUCGCGUGUAUAAUGUUAACACUGGCAAACACUCUAAAACCUUCAAAGGAUCUAUUGGUGAUGACGGGACCCUGAUAAAGGUUGUUCUCGAUCAGAGUGGCAUCUAUGCAGCGACUAGUUGUACAGAUAAGAAUAUGUGCAUAUAUGAUUAUUAUUCUGGGGAGUGUAUGGCCACAAUGUUUGGUCAUUCUGAGCUAGUCACUGGACUACGCUUCACAAGCGACGGUAAACAUCUCAUCACUGUAUCUGGAGAUGGCUGCAUCUUCUUGUGGAAGAUGCCUCACGACAUGACCCAGACAAUGACAGCAAGAUUGGCCCAGCAAGCAGAAAGAGCUACUAAAGAAAAGCGAAAACCACAGAGACAGAUUAUUGACAAUGAAGACUUCAGGCCUGCAUCUGAGGAUAUCUUUGAUCACAAUGCUAAUGAGGAGGAGGAGCCAGAUUAUAGGUUCAGUGUGGGGAAGUUACCACUGUGGGCAAAGAAGCAAAUGACAGAAUCUCAAGGCCCUGGUGGCGGUGCUGGAGACAGAGCAGGAGUGGACAUGCCUAAAGGUCGAUGGGCUCAGCGCCUCCCAAACAAUGCUAUCACCUUCAAAAGCCAUUAUGAUACUGAUUCUGUUAUACCAUUUCCAGCAAGGGAGAAACGUCCGGCAGACUCCGAGUCUAGUAAAGACAGCUCAUUAGAUGACAGUGUGGGUGUCCACAAACAGUACAGUGGUGCACGCAGAGAGAAUUUGAUGCUAGCUAAACAGAAUUCGGGUGGCGAUCCUGACUUUGUUCCUUGUCCAGACAGUUUAAAGGAAAUUAUUUCUGGGGCAGAAACUUUUCAGAAUACACACUCUAAAGUUACUAAAAGAAGUUGUGAGCCAAAUGGCCGAAACCGACACCACACUGAUGAAAGUGAUGCCAGUAGUUUACGAGUGGAUGAUGGUGCAACUGACCACGAUGGAGACAUUGAAGAUUGCAGUGAACACGAUGAUGAAAGUACAGAACCUGAGCAUUCAGAACACCUCAUGUACUAUCCUCAUAAUGAUGACACAGCUAGUGACUUCACAGUAAAUGCAAUGGAUGUAGAAGAGUUACGACGCUCUCAGCGCCGCCACAGAAAAGCUCGACCAGAGAGACCCACAGAUAUUCCAUUAUUAACAGUAUCUGGCUCUCAAGAUUCCGACGAUGAUGAUGAGGUUUCUACACCGAGUGCCGACACUGCUGAGCGUAACAUUAUGUCCAUGUUAAGUGUAAGCACCGAGAGUAUUGAUCGUGUUGGCAGGCGAGAGAACUUUCUCAAGACUAAUUAUGAGUCAUUAGAAGGAGAGGCUGCAAGACCCGAAAAAGAAGUAAAAAAUAAAAAUAGUAUAUCUUAUAAAUUUAAUUCAAGACACAAAGAGACACAAGUGUCAAACAAAAGAGAAGAGCUUUUGAAGAGAAUUGAAGAAACAAGAAAGAAACUUCAAAGUAUUGGAUAUAAGUCUAACCUAAGAAAUAGCAAGAGCAUCUCGGACCUUAGCAACAUCCCUGAGAAAGAUACAUCUUAUAUGUCUGGGAACCAAGAUGGCGGGAGUGGCGACAGUGGGUUCAGCAGCAGUCCUGGUGGUGGCGGCAGUGGUGGGUUACGCCGCACGUGCUCGCUCAGUGACCUCACCAUCCCAGGUGCCCCACGACGCCUACUGCCAACUCCCCCCUCGGCUGGUGGAAAGAAAAUGGGUUCCAAAACUAGUAGUAAAUCCCCUGGGCGAUCAUACUCCUCAUUGUCGCGUUCUAGCUCCAUUGGCGUUCUUAACCAGACCGGUGAAGAUAUUUCAAGAAGUGAACGUCCAAUGCGCCCUACAAUAGCAUCAAUGAACAAAAUGACUCCGCGUGCCCUGAAAAGGAAGGCAUCUCUCUCUCAGGCAGUUUCCACAGGUGAUAUUCGACAGUUCCCUGAAGAUUCCAGCUCAGAGGAUGCUUCUCCAUCGGAUCAUAAAAAUACACGCAGUCGCACUCAUGGUGGUGACAGGCGCGGCAACCUUCCCACUCGUGCGGUGAGUGAGCGUGACCUCACCCGCAGUAACAGCCUGUCCAGUAAAUCCAGAGGAGAAUCGGUACGAGGGCGGUAUGCUUCAGCAGCUUCUCCAGUUUCAAGACGUGGCCUUCCUUCUUCUGACAUCAGCAGACCAUCCUCUGCUGCCUCGACUGUUGAUAUGAGUCCUGAGGAAUAUCCUACCCGUGAUGAUCUUGCAUACAUUGACUUUGAAAAUAUGCCAUUGAGUGUUAGCGUAGUUGAAAGUGCAUGUGAAUGGGUUGUGGAGGGGUGUGAACGUUUGAGUCAACUCUGGUGGCGAGCAUGUAGUGAGGGAGGUGGAGAAGAGGAUCAUCACCGAGCUCUCCGAUCUCUCUUACUAGGGGCUGCUGCAAGAGCUACUCAUGCCCUUACUCCUCUUACUGCACCUAAUGCUGCACCAGCUCCAUCUUUAAUGUCCCCAACAGCCCCACCACCACAAGCAACAGAUAGUAAGGAUCCACGGGUGGUAGCAAUGAUGCAACAAUACACUGAUAUUCUGGUUAAUAUGGUUCAACAAAAGAUGGCAUCACAUCAACCACCUCCAGGACCAGCGUAAUAGUGUAUCCCUCCCAACAGUCACGAAGUCCAAAACCCAAACCACUGAUAGUCAUAUGUUUUAAAAGGAGGUGUGUGUGGUUUAUGUAGAAUGAUGAGAAUGGCUAGGAAACUAUUUUAUUAUGGUUUGUUUCAAGCUAAAGACUGCAUAUAUGGGUAUGUGUGGGCAUGUGUGUCAAGUGUGCGUGUGUGUGUGUUUGCAUGUGCGUGUUUUUGUGCCGAUGUGUGUUUGGGAGGUGUGUGUAUACAUGUAUAUGUAUACAUACAUAUAUGAGUGUGUGUAUAUGCAUCAAGUGUGUGUGUGUAUGCAUGCAAGUAUGUGUGUUUACAUAUGUGAGUGUAUAUGUGUGUGUACUCGCCUAAUUGUGUGUGUGUGUGUGUGUAUGCAUGCAUCAAGUGUACAUGUGUAAUGUGUUUAAUUUUUUUUUUCACUCCGGUCAAAAAUAUUAGUGAUUUUUAAGAUUCUCAUGUAGUAUUGUGUUGUCUGUCCAGAAUGCCUGGUAUUUUCUUUGCUAAGGAAAGUAGCCUUUAUGCAAGUGAUAAUGCCAUUGUGCUCGUUUGAAUUGUAAGGGUUAGAUACUACAUUCCAGGUUGUCUUGAGAAUUGUUUCUAUUUUAGGGCAAGAGUUAUUUUCAGAACUCGCUAAGCCCAAUUUGCUGCCAAAGCUCUCACGACCACUAUGUCAUUUUAAUUGUCUCCUGCCAUAUAUAAUCUCAUUUCACUCAAUAUAAAAUUGAUAUGAAAAUGAAUUUGAUGAUUGUGUACCUUCUCUUUAUAUUUGGAGUUUUAACAGUGUAGCUUUCAUUGGGUCAGUGUGAUGAAUCAGAUGCAUAGUGAUCUGUACAAAGUGGUUGUCAGGUGAGAGUGGCUUAUUGACGCAAGGCUGCACCACACGUAUGGCACACAGGCUGCCUCAAUGUAGCAAUAGGCCGUUUGCCCCAAGUUGAAGGUGAUCUUUUGAGAAAAUCUUUUUUUUUUUCUUUAUUAUAUAAAUAUAACAGUUUGUUCAUACUUCAUUUAACAGCAUGUUUUUUUUUUAUUUUAUAAUUUUAACUAAAAUUAUAUGCUAUUAACUUGUCAGUUAGUGUAUUGGACAUGGUGAAGGCUUACUGCUGAUUUGGGCUGGCUGUUUACCUUAUGUUUUAGAAUCUGUUUUAUAUACCCUUGCUGUGCAAAUUGUACUGCCUGGUCUUGCUACUGUAAUAUGGCACUUUCUAAAGUUUAAAUAGUUUUUCUGUUCUUGAACUUAAGGUGGUUUUUGAUAGUAUCUAAUAUAAAAGUAAGUCUGGCAUAUUUUUGCUUUUGAGUACUGUAUUUGAAACAUUUAAAGUUUUCUCAUAAGGGCUAUAUGUAAUAUUUUCAGUUUUAUUUAUAUCUGCUUUACCACCAAAUAAACAAGACCAGGCAGGGUUAUGUACCCAGCCACAUAUGGUAUCGCUAAGUGUGGAGGGUAUUGCUGCAAUCUUGCGUUGAUUUCCACUCAUCGAUACCAAAAAUUGUUGCUGUUGCUCACUACUGUCUGUGCUCAUACUGGAGCUAAUUUCAGAUAUUUGUAUAUUGUGUGCAAUUUAUUGUUUUAUGUAUACUCCCCAUCUGUUAAAUACAUGACUUUCUUUAAAUACUGAACAUAAGUGAUAAAUUGUAAAUUUGAAUUAAGUAAAGCUUUGGUAAAAGCUUGGACAGUAUUGUUUUGAACAACAUUUAGUUGUAAUAAGUGUUAGCCCCUAACACUUGUGGCAGGACACCCUUGCCCCCCAUACCAUAAAAAUCAAAACAAGCUGUUGGAAUCAGAGAUAAAAGCUUUCAGAUCGAUAAGAGAUUCUGUUUAUUGUUUAUUGUAAUUCUCUCCUUAAGCAGAAAGAAAUCAUAAAUUGUAUUUUAGCUCUGGUGGAUGUAUUAGUUGAGGCUUGUGUGCGUUUGGUAACAAAUGUGACACUAAGCCCUCGUCCUACAGUGGGCUAGGGGCAGUUGUGGGAGCAAUGAUGUGUCUUUACAAGUCCUUAAUUUUAAUUGCAUAAAUACUUGAAAAAAGAGUAAGAUAAGCUGGGGUGAAUAAAGUCAAGCUCCCCAUGGGUGCCAGAAGGUGCCAAGGUAAGAGGUGUGCCAAACCCUUACAUGCAUAGCUUAGUGUCUUGCAUGUUUGGGAGUGUAUAGUUGUAAUAUAGUGUACAUUAUCUUUAGCUUCUAGACAUCAUUCCCUUGCUUGGGGAGGCUCACUGGUCACAGGCUGGGUUUAAGGCCUAGCAUGUCUUCACCUCAAGUAUGAUUGUGUCUUCCUAAUGGGGGUGUUAGCAUCAUUGCCUUCCAUUAGUGCAAUUGUCCUCCAGUCUCCCUUUAGGGUACUGAGAAAAAGUGCUGUUAAACAUCUUUAUUCUCUGUGCUCGUGGAGAUCCGGGUAAUUUGUUUGCCAAAAUGAAAUCUCAUUUCUUGAUAGAACAUUUCACAUUAAGAAUGAUGUCUUUUUUUUUUUUGUAACCUAAUAAACUGUCAUUUUAAAUACACCUGAAAAGUUAUUUUUAUUGAAAACUGAAAAAGGGUAAUAAAGUGCUUAAAUUACCUCAUACAAUAAAUUUUAUUAUAAAGAUAAAAAUCUUCAAUCUGCAAUAUAUUAUUUUCACAAUACUGUGUCUGCCUUCAUGACCAUUUUGCAAGUCAUUGAAGUAGUGCUGGAUUGAAAAUGUUUCAUUGUGAAGCUCAGUUUAAUUAGUCGGUAUGCACUAGUACUUCAUUAAAACAACAUUCUGAGUUCUUAAUCUUUGGUAGUUCAUGGGGAAAGAACAUUAACAAUACAAAAUAUAUUACUCUGAUAGGAUAUGAUUGAAAUAAACCUCAAACCAACUGCGUGACUUCCAAAUAAAAUUUACUUUUAUGUAGCUUACAAAGAAACAUUGCCAUACUGGUUUUUCACUAUGCUGUUUUUAUGUACAUAUAUAUUUAUAGUAUAUUUAUUUUAAACUGCAGUAUCAUGGGUAAUAACAUUCAAUUCACUUGGAUCAUCGAAGAUUUGAACUCCGACUCACAAACCAGGACAAGAAUGCUCACAACAAGGAAAGCUUAAGAAACUAAUGAUCAAUCCAAGAUUUAAACCUUCCCUGGGAGCACAUCAACAGUAUCUGGUGGCAAUUAACCCUGCCAUCAAUUAUAUUUGAGUAACAUAUAUAAUAGUUGUCUUUAAAGAACUAUUUAUUUUGAAAAUGGCUAGUGAAUUAAAUGCAGUUUUAUGUAUAUUUCUGACUGGAAAAACAAAAAAUAUAAUGCCUGAAUUUA